CAGGAGCGCGUGUGAGACUGACAUGCUUUUCAUAACGCGAGACCCGUCGACAAUCAUUGGAAGGUUGCUUACAUACUGCAGCCGUAAUUGUAAAAUCCAAUUAAGAAGUUAAAUUUGUUCCGAUGUUACCGACAUUCAAAGAAAUCUAUUAAUAUGAACUAUUUAUCAUUAUUUGAAGUUGACCAACGGUGCGACCUGACCAAUACAUCUGUUCGGACAUCAAUAAGUCGGAUUGAAUAGUCCAGCAUCAGUUACAUGUACUUUUAGAAAAUUUUCAGAUUUUCACAAGUCAAACGCUGGUGUCUUGUGUUCCAUAUCCAAUCUGGUCAAUGUAAUUGUGACUAGUUCCGGGAUUGAUUCUUCUGACUCCUUGAUACACGUGGCGUACAUGUGUCGGUGAAAAACUGACUUGUAAAGAUUUAUUGGAACUAUCUCACGGUUUCAUACAGUUUAGAAAAUUGAAUUUUUUUUUAUAGUCUGUGUACCACGUUCUAUCAGACUAUGUGCCUUUGUGAUAACGUAAAAUAACUCAUUAUUUCUGUUUGUCAAUUCCUACUUACAGCAAUAGUGACAUGCUCAAUGUAUUGAAAUCGACUGGUUCCUCGUUAUAGACAAUACUGGGUAGUCAGAUAGCAGAACGCUGUGUACACACUAUCGCGCGCGUUCACCGUCGCGAUACACACAGCACAACUAUUGUCCAUAGAAAGGAUUUAUAAUGACUUCACCAGGCACGACAACUGUUAUGAAUUUGAUUCCAGACAACACUACGGCUAAUGUUUACGACGCCAGUUAUUUGCAAACAGGAGAAACAAACAUGAAUGACUCUGUGCCAGCAUUCAGGCGGUUUUCAGUGGAAGUUUCACCUGUGCCCUCCUGUAUCACAGCAAGCAUUGGUAUACUUGGUAACGUCCUCGCCAUUGUAGUUCUGUUUAGGUCCGCCAACGCUCACAAAUGGAAGACAUUUUACCGUCUCGUGUUAGCCCUAACUAUAACGGAUCUUUUCGGUAUUGUGGCCACAACACCUGUCGUUUUAUUGGUAUAUGCAAAUAGCAUUCAGUUCAUUGGUGGACAACCUGUGUGUGACUACCUGUCCUUCAUGAUGGUGUUCGCAGGGUUCGCAACCAUUUGCAUCGUGACAUCCAUGUCUUUUGACCGAUUUCUGGCCGUUUGGUUUCCAUAUUCCUAUCAUACGACCGUCACACGGCGACGUGUUGCGGUCACUCUUUUAAGUAUCUGGUCAACGGCCAUUGUCCUUGGAUGCCUACCUAUAUUCGGUCUUGGACAUAAUAUUACGCAAUAUCCAGGUACUUGGUGCUUCUUCAACUUCCAUAGCACACUAAUAAUGGACAGUGUCUUUGCUAUUCUGUAUGCAUCUCUUGGCAUAGGAAUCAUUUCCUUCACAGCGAUAAUGAACCUUCUGGUGUCCGUUAAACUCAAACAGCAAAAGAGAAGGUACAGCUGUGUGAUUAAAAUCUCAGACGGUCCGUAUGAAAAGAAUCGCACACGGUGUCUAAGGAACAAUAUAACACAGAUGGUAUUUCUGAUAUCAGUGACUUUGGUGUUUGCUGUAUGUUGGCUUCCCUUGAUGAUUCAAGUGUUAAUAAAACAGAUUCAGAAGAGCACCGGUCCUGACUGGGUUGAUCUGAUGGCAGUGCGUCUUGCAGCAAUCAACCAAAUCCUUAAUCCCUGGAUCUACAUCAUACUGCGGAAGGAGUUUCUCUCAGAUAUCUGGACAGUGGGCCUCAAGUCUUGUAGGAUACCUUGCGCACGGGUACCUGAUAAUAAUAAUGUGGGUGAUAUAGCUGUCUCUGUCUCGAGCAGAAAACAAACUACAUGCAUGUUCACAGAUCACACAGAAUUGGCGGUAUUAAAAACGUGAUAACAGGAGGAAGUGUUAAUGUAUAGCUUAUAAACACAAUCAUACGCUGGAUGUGUACUUCCAGUCAGUCGUGACGCCUUGUAGACCACCGAUGGAGUAUAUAUAUAGUCCUUUUCAGAGCAUACACUUUCCUGCCAUUAGUAUCGCCCAGAAAAUGACUGAUUGGGUGUAUACCAGGGGUAGCAACAUAAACAUUCUUAUCAGAAGACAAAUUAUUGAGUUUUAACAUUCCUGUCGGCAGUACAACUCGGAAGAGCAGUGAUUGAGUGUUAACUUUCCUGCUAGUGGUGUCUCUCUAAAGACAAGUGUAUGAGUCUUCAGAGUAAACAUUCCUGACAGUUGUAUUGCCCGGAAGACAACCGAUGGAGUAUAUGGCCUUGUCAGAUCUCAAACAUUCCUGACAGUGGUAUCGCCAAUAUGACUUCUUAACAAAGGCAAAACAAAAUCUCUCCUUUAUUCAGCUUAGGAUCAAAACAAGUUUAUUUACAUUUGCCCCCGCGCCGUCCCAUUACAACAGUGUUAGAGGGCAAGUGUAAUUAUAU
Molecule: messenger RNA, 2421 nt
Organism: Mizuhopecten yessoensis (Yesso scallop)
Lineage: Eukaryota; Metazoa; Mollusca; Bivalvia; Pectinida; Pectinidae
Product: prostaglandin E2 receptor EP4 subtype-like
Exons: 2
Coding region: 716-1879 (387 amino acids)
Biological process (GO): adenylate cyclase-activating G protein-coupled receptor signaling pathway; positive regulation of cytosolic calcium ion concentration; inflammatory response
Cellular component (GO): plasma membrane
Molecular function (GO): G protein-coupled receptor activity
Source: RefSeq, a predicted model, not a curated record